Molecule: messenger RNA, 1277 nt
Organism: Apis cerana (Asiatic honeybee)
Lineage: Eukaryota; Metazoa; Arthropoda; Insecta; Hymenoptera; Apidae
Gene: koko
Product: cyclin Q
Biological process (GO): regulation of transcription by RNA polymerase II
Molecular function (GO): cyclin-dependent protein serine/threonine kinase regulator activity
Source: RefSeq, a predicted model, not a curated record
CAGUUAUUAAUGUAGAAAAUAAAAAAGUAAUAAAUAGAAUUAUUGUAUUAAAAAAAAAUUAAUUAAUGAAUUUAUAAUAACAUUAUUAUAAUAAUCAUAUUGUAGAUUGUUGACAAAUGAAAGUGAAGAUCAUAUAAUGAAUAUAAUUGACUGUUGGUAAUUUUGAUACGCAGUGUAUAGUAAAUAAAUAUUAUAACCUGUAACAGAACAAAUUAUUUUCAUUAUAAACAAAUUCAAUUAAAAUAUCAUUAAAAUGAAUCCAACAGAACCUACAAGUACUGAAACUUUAAGUUCCAAAAUGAAAGAUGUUAUUGAUGUAUUAGCUAUGCAACGAGAGAAGAGGAAUACUUUGCAGAAAAGUAUUACAAUUGAUUAUACAAAAAGUAGUGAUAGUUUCACAAUUUCAAGAUUUAUAUUUGAAUGUGGUUUAAAAUUAGAAGCUCAUCCAUUGACUAUUGCUACAGCUGCAACAUUAUAUCAUAGAUUUAUAAAAGAAGCUAUUCCAGGAGGUUAUGAUAAUUAUUUAAUUGCUGCAACAUGCCUUUAUUUAGCUGGAAAAGUAAAAGAUGAUAAUUUAAAAAUAAGAGAUGUAAUGAAUGUAUCUUAUAGCACAUUACAUAGAGGAUCACAACCCUUAGAAUUGGGAGAUCAAUAUUGGAGUAUGAGAGAUGCAAUAGUUCAAGCAGAACUUUUAAUCAUGCGUAUGCUCAAAUUUCAAGUAACUCCAAUACAUCCACAUAAAUACAUGUUACAUUAUUUACGGUCUUUGCAAGCAUGGUUUGGAGAAGAAGAAUGGUCUAAAUAUCCAGUUGCAAAAACCAGUAUGGCACUUUUGCAAGAUUUUCAUCAUUCUCCAGCUAUACUUGAUUAUCCACCAAAUUUAAUAGCAAUUGCUUGUAUUAAUUUGUCACUACAGAUUUAUGGUGUAGUAGUACCAUUAAUGGAUGAAUGUGAUCAGCAACCUUGGUUUAAUGUCUUCUGUAAAGAUUUAACAAGAGAUAAACUUUGGGAAAUAAUGGAAAAAGUUAUGGGAGCAUAUGAUGAAGAACCAGAAACUAGAGAUAAUUAAAAUAUUUCAGUACUAUUUCAAUUUCAUCAUAUAUUAACAUAAAUCUAACAUUCUCAUAAAAAUUGGUAUUGAAAGAGUACAAAUAUAAAUCAGGAUCAUUAAAACAAAUUUUUCCGAUUUUGUGUUUUGUAUUUUUCUAUACCAUUAAUAUUAUUUUUAAAUUAAAAAAUAAUAAAAUUUGUAAUAUAAAAAAAUUAUAAAAAAAUAA